AUGUGCCUCUGGGCACCCUGGGUGUAUAUGGGCGAUUUGGAGUCAAUGACCAUGUCGGAGCUCCUCGCCUUGGAUGCCGACGCUUUCUGUGCCACCUUGUCGCAGAAUUGGGACACGCAGCAGGCCGCCAGCAUGUAUGCCAAACGCUUCCUGGCUGCCAUGCAUAAGCAGAAAUUGCUGACCGACAUUUUUGUGGACUACGACCACGACCUGGACUCCGAAGAAAGCGAGGUGGAGCAACCCCUGGUGGACUUAUCCCUGCUUCCUUUCCUACCAGCGUCCUGGAAACGGUUUUGUCUCCAGUUUUUGAGGAGAAAGCGUCCCAGCACACGGCAGAUCGCUCCCGAAGGGAGGGCCGUGAAGGGCAGAGCUCGACCCUGA
This is a messenger RNA of Symbiodinium necroappetens, 381 nucleotides long. The record is from the annotation of a GenBank genome assembly. Lineage: Eukaryota; Dinophyceae; Suessiales; Symbiodiniaceae.